GGUUCUUCCGGCCUCCGGCUCAACCAUGGCUCAGCAUUUCUCCCUGUCCGCCUGCGACGCGGUGGGCUUCGACCUCGACCACACGCUGUGUCGCUACAAGCUGCCCGCGAGCGCCCGGCUCAUUUAUAAUAGCUUUGCUCAGUUCUUAGUCAAGGAGAGAGGCUAUGAUAAGGAAUUGCUCACUUUGACCCCAGAGGAUUGGGAUUUCUGUUGCAAGGGGUUGGCGUUAGAUCUGGAAGAUGGGACCUUUAUUAAACUUGCAGAUGAUGGCACUGUGCUCAGGGCAAGUCAUGGUACCAAGAUGAUGAGUCCACAGACGCUGGCGGAGGCCUACGGCAAAAAGGAAUGGAAGCGUUUUGUCUCAGACACUGGCACCCCUUGCCACUCAGGAAAGUGUUAUUUUUAUGAUAACUACUUUGACCUGCCAGGAGCUCUUCUGUGUGCCAGGGUGGUGGACUCUUUAACAAAGCAGAACAGAGGUCAAAAAACAUUUGAUUUUUGGAAGGAUAUAGUUGCUGGUAUACAACACAAUUUUAAAAUGUCAGCUUUUAAGGAAAACUGUGGACUAUAUUUUCCAGAAAUAAAAAGAAACCCAGGAAAAUACUUGCACAGUUGUCCUGAAUCUGUAAGAAAGUGGCUUUGGCAGCUAAAGAAUGCUGGGAAAAUUAUUUUGUUAAUUACGAGUUCUCACAGUGAUUACUGUAGGCUUCUUUGCAAUUAUAUCCUUGGGAAUGACUUUGAAGACCUUUUUGACAUUGUGAUUACAAAUGCAUUGAAGCCUGGAUUCUUCUCGCACUUCCCAAACCAGAGGCCCUUCCGCACUCUUGAAAACGAUGAGGAACAGGAGGCACUGCCUUCUCUGGAUAAACCUGGAUGGUACUCCCAAGGAAACGCUGCUCACCUUUAUGACCUACUGAAGAAAAUGACUGGCAAACCUGAACCCAAGGUCGUUUACUUUGGUGACAGCAUGCAUUCUGAUAUUUUCCCAGCCCGUCACUAUAGUAACUGGGAGACUGUCCUCAUCCUGGAGGAGCUUCGAGGGGAGGAAGGCGAGGCUGAGGAGACAGAGCCUCUGGAGAAGAGAGGGAAAUAUGAGGAACCAAAAGUAAAGCCUCUAAAUACGUUGUCUAAGAAAUGGGGCUCUUACUUUAUUGACUCAGUUUCGGGACAAGGAAAUAAAGAAGACGCCUUGGUUUACACAUGGUCUUCUAAGAGAAUCAGUACCUACAGUACCAUUGCAAUUCCCAGCAUUGAAGCCAUCGCAGAGUUACCCUUGGACUACAAAUUUACAAGAUUCUCUCCAAACAACUCAAAAACAGCUGGCUACUAUCCACUGGUGCAGGAUGCCUUGAAUCCUUGAGACAUAGACAACAUAAUAUUUACUAAAACUGUAACUACAUAUGCAGCAAAUGUACUGUAAAAAGUGUUAAUUUUCAAAAAAUAUUGCAAAAUGCUUUAUAGGAAUAAGUUUUCUAUGAAAAUUGACCAAAUUGGUAUUGGUCCAUAUGUCUCCUUUCUAUAUAAAUCAUUUUGAUGUUUAACAUCUCUUCUUAUAUUAAAAUUUUUAGUAUUCUGGGAAUAAAAUGAGCAUUGCUGAUGUCUUCUAUGCCCGAAGUUUUGAGAAUUCACCUGAGGUGAUAUGCACACAAUCAUAUCUUUACACCUAAUACAGUAUAGUAAUCCAAGGGCUCACAUAGUAAUAGCAUAGCAUCACCAGAAUUUGCUAAUGCAAAUUAGAAGGUCUUGUUAACACUCCCAGUAACUACGAAUGGGGCCCAGCAGUAGGUUCCUUUUUGUAAUAUUUUAUUUAUGAGAGAGAAAAACCAUGGUUUUGCUCAGACCUCUUGCCAGUGCACACAAACUCCAGACACAUGUACCACUUUGUGUAUUAGGAAACUGAAUCCUGACCAGCAGGCUUUGCAAGUAAGAGCCUUUAGCCCCCAAUCCAUCUCUGUAGCACCAGCAGUAGGUGUUUUUUUAAAAAAAAAUAUUAUGUAUUUAUUUGAAAGAGAGUAUAGGUAUACCAGGGCCUCCUGCACCACUUUGUGCAUCUGGUUUUAUGUGGGUAUUGAUGAACUGAGCCCUGACUGACAUACUUUGAAAACAAGUGCCUUUAACCUCUGAGCUCUCUCCCCGGCCCACGUGCAGUGGCUUUGUAUUUCAUUAUAAUUUGAGAACCAAUGAGUAAACACUGUAUUCAGGAGAUAGAUUUAUCUACAUAAAUGUGAAAGUUUUAUGCCCUUAUUUAAGAUAGCCAAUAACAGAGUUCAUUGAGACUAAAUUAUUUUUCCAAGCUUUUUGCUAGCCCUUGUUUUUCCAUAAUUUAUAAUCAUGAAGCCAGGUGGGGGAAAAAAAGUGUUAUCUCAGCCUCCACUCUUACCCAUAAAAUAUGGCUUCUCUCUAAUAAUUUAAAGCCUGUGUGUUCAUUUUCACUAACUCUAAGGCAUGUAUUCUCAGUGGUGGAAAAAAAAAAUGGUUCUUGGCUUGAAAACUGUCUUAGAAAAUACAAGGGGCUGUGCCUUUCAAAGUUUAACCCUUAUGCCUUAGUGUUAAUUUUUCCCACUAGGGAGAAAUUUAAUUUACAGAGGCUGGUGAAAAAAAAUGAAAGAAAGAAAAAGAAAAAGGCUGAGGAAAACUGCUCUCAGGCGUUUUAUAGGAUUAUCACAACCCAGGGUUGUUGUGUUCUAUGUGGGAUCAAGACAAUGUUUAUUACUUCCUGGCCACUCUAAAACUAUAACUUCAGACCAUGAUCAACAAGGCCAGAAAAUAACAUUAGAUAUUAUCAUUACUUUUCAUGGAUUAUAGUAGGAUAUCAUAUUUAUCAAUGAAAAGAAUUUUGUCAAAAUGUUUAACUAUUCAUUUAGAUAAAUCAUAAAUAUACUGUGGGAAUAAGUACUCAGAGUAAAUAAAAAAUGAUAGAAUUUUUCCCUUAACAUAAAUAGCUUUGUUUAAAUUCUACCAAUAAGAAUACAGUAAUACAUUUGAAAUAUUCAAAAUGUCAUUAGAGUACUAUGUGAGCACCACAAUAAAACUUAGGGCCAAAUGAAAGAUGCUAUUUAAUGGAUGCUUUAAGUAAAGGCUUGAUUUUGCUUUAAAAAUAAAGUUAUUUUUCCUUA
This is a messenger RNA of Jaculus jaculus (lesser Egyptian jerboa), 3116 nucleotides long. RefSeq names its product 5'-nucleotidase domain containing 1 (gene Nt5dc1). The record is from RefSeq and is a predicted model, not a curated record. Lineage: Eukaryota; Metazoa; Chordata; Mammalia; Rodentia; Dipodidae. The transcript has 12 exons. The coding region runs from base 26 to 1360 and encodes 444 amino acids. Gene Ontology annotation, molecular function: 5'-nucleotidase activity.